Molecule: messenger RNA, 531 nt
Organism: Colletotrichum higginsianum IMI 349063
Lineage: Eukaryota; Fungi; Ascomycota; Sordariomycetes; Glomerellales; Glomerellaceae
Exons: 2
Coding region: 1-531 (176 amino acids)
Source: RefSeq, a predicted model, not a curated record
AUGAAGACCAUCGACGUUCCAAACGCGGAACUGGGAGUCCAAGACCGCUAUGGGGUUGUCAUCCGCCCUGAUGGCACACGAUCCGGUGAUGUGGUGCAAGUUCGCAAAGACGGAACAGACGAGGUUGAUAGCCUCAGCCAUGGAGUCCAGUUCCUUGUCGUCGCCCUAGGAGAAGAAGCCCAAAUGGAUCUCGGGCAUCUGCCUCAGGUUCGCAGACUGGAGCUUCACUGUGCCGUCGAUGUUGCGCAGGUGAAGCUGCAUGAAGCCGCACUCGGACUCGUUCUCGUUUCACCCGGGCAUCCCGGGGAAGAAGCCGUUGUAAUUGCUCAGGCUGAAUGGCACUCCGUUCCGGGAGUUCUUGUGCGACAUGAGGACGCCCAGCGUAUUGUCCCUUCCCAGGUCGUCCGAGUUCAUGUCUCGACCAAGGACCUCUGCGAGAGCAGUGAGGCUGUUGAUGACCGGGUGGCCGAGGGCCACGGAGGAGUAUCUGGCCAAAUGGCGCAACCCCCAAGGGUCCCGGCACGAGGGUAG